Messenger RNA from Caenorhabditis angaria, 1033 nucleotides. The record is from the annotation of a GenBank genome assembly. Lineage: Eukaryota; Metazoa; Nematoda; Chromadorea; Rhabditida; Rhabditidae.
AUGUUAGAAUGUUCGUUCAAUUUUUUCGAAACUUCUGAUUUCUUGCAUUACACUUCGCAUUUUCUAACAAUUAUUACAAUGCCAAUUGAUAUUUUUGGAUUCUAUUUGAUUUAUUUUAAAAUACAUCCAUCAAUGAAAAAUAUGAGAGAAGUUUUGGUAUAUUCGCAUAUGUGGUGAGUUAAACAACAUUCAAAUCUGAACACACACAAAUUCUGUUUCAAGUAGCUUAAUUGGUGAUAUCUCAAUUGGAACUCUAACAAUUCCAUAUGUUUAUAUUCCAUCAAUGUCUGGAACAGCUUUAGGAUGGCUAGAUGAUUUUGGAAUCAGCUAUUUUGUUAUGUUUUAUUUUUUAUGUAUUAUAAUCAUUGAAUUGGCUGCUUCAGCUGUUUUAAUGUUUGAAAAUCGACAUUAUCAAGCAGUUCGAAGUGCUUGGAAAAUUGAAACUAAAGUUCAACGCUUCAUUUUCAUAUUCUUGAAUUGUUUCACUCCAUUUAUAAUUCUCCUUCCAAUUUGGGUUGAUAUUCCCGAUCAAACAGAUAAUGAAUUGCUUCAAAUCUCAAAAUGUAUUCCCUCAGAUUUCUAUGAGCUACCAAAUAUAAUAAUCACAAAUGAUCCCCAUACUGCUGGUUUCAUAUGUUUUGUCUUAUUAUUUUUCUAUACAAUUCAAUGUAUAUUUUUUGUGACUCACACAAUUUAUAGUCUCUAUUUUUCUUCGUUCUCAAAAACCUUAUCAAGUCGAACCAAAAAAAUGCAAAGAAAAUAUUUGAUAUCAGUAAUAAUUCAAAUAUCCAGUCUAUUUUUAUCCUUUGCUCUCCCAUUUAUUUAUUUCGUUUUCUCAAUUAUUUACGAAUAUUAUAAUCAAGCUUUCAAUAAUUUCUGUUUCAUUUUUAUGUCAAUUUAUGGUUGUAUUUCUACUUUAACCACUAUUCUCACAUAUGAUCAUUUCCGAACUGUUUGUUUCAAAAUGAUGCAAUUCAAAGAAACAACUUCAAUGUUUGUUCAACAAAAUAGUGUUAUGAACACAGUGGUUUGA